Molecule: messenger RNA, 2509 nt
Organism: Bubalus bubalis (water buffalo)
Lineage: Eukaryota; Metazoa; Chordata; Mammalia; Artiodactyla; Bovidae
Gene: ALKBH8
Product: alkB homolog 8, tRNA methyltransferase
Exons: 12
Coding region: 74-2119 (681 amino acids)
Biological process (GO): tRNA wobble uridine modification
Cellular component (GO): nucleus; cytoplasm
Molecular function (GO): S-adenosylmethionine-dependent methyltransferase activity; tRNA binding; 2-oxoglutarate-dependent dioxygenase activity
Source: RefSeq, a predicted model, not a curated record
GCAGAGACAGUUUUAGCUAGUUUCUGGGAGGCGAAAGGGAUUCUGGGAGCGCCGUGCAUCGCCCACAAGGCUCAUGGGAAAUGUAGUGCAGUUUUUCUCCAACAUGGCGGCGCCCGGGAUUGUCAUGAACAGCAACCACCAAAGUAAUUACAAACUCAGUAAAACUGAGAAGAAACUCUUAAGGAAACAAAUUAAAGCCAGGCAUACUUUGCUGAGACAUGAAGGCAUUGAUACAGUAUCUUAUGCUACUCAGAGUCUGAUUGUUGCCAAUGGUGGUUUGGGUAAUCAAGUGAGUAGGAACCAACUGCUCCCAGUUUUAGAGAAAUGUGGAUUGGUGGAUGCUCUCUUAAUGCCACCUAAUAAACCCUACUCAUGUGUAAGAUACAAAACUGUAGAAGAAUCCAAGAAAGCCUAUGAUACUCUCAAUGGUAAAGAAAUAGUGGAUGAUUUAGGACAAAAGAUCAUCCUGUACUUGAAUUUUGUGGAAAAAGCACAGUGGAAAGAGUUGGGGCUUCAAGCCUUGCCUCCAGGUCUCAAAGUAAUAGAAGAAAUUAUUUCUUCUGAGGAUGAGAAAAUGCUUUUGGAGAGUGUUAACUGGACAGAAGAUACAGAAAAUCAAAAUUUUCAAAAAUCCUUAAAACACAGAAGAGUAAAGCAUUUUGGCUAUGAAUUCCACUAUGAGAACAACAAUGUAGAUAAAGAUAAGCCGUUACCUGGGGGUCUUCCUGACAUUUGUGAGAGCAUUUUAGAGAAAUGGUUGAAGGAAGGAUUCAUUAAACAUAAACCUGAUCAAUUGACUAUAAACCAGUAUGAACCUGGGCAUGGAAUUCCUGCUCAUAUUGACACACAUUCUGCUUUUGAGGAUGAGAUCAUUUCUCUCAGUUUGGGAUCAGAGAUUGUCAUGGAUUUUAAGCACCCAGAUGGUGUGACAGUGCCAGUUAUGCUGCCUUGUCGGAGUUUGCUGGUGAUGACAGGAGAAUCUAGAUACCUUUGGACCCAUGGAAUCACACCCAGAAAAUUUGAUACUGUUCAAGCAUCCAAGGGUCACAAAAGUGGAAUUAUCACCAGUGAUGUUGAAGACUUAACUUUAAACAAGAGGGGAAUACGGACAUCGUUUACAUUUAGGAAAGUGAGGCAAACACCUUGUAAUUGUAGUUACCCUUUGGUCUGUGAUAGCCAGAUGAAGGAGACUCCUGCCUCAUUUCCAGAGAGUGAUAAAGAAGCCUUACAACUGGAGCAAGAUUAUGUUCAUCGGGUUUAUGAGGAAAUUGCUAGGCACUUCAGCAGCACGAGACACACCCCUUGGCCACAUAUAGUAGAGUUUUUGAAAGCUUUGCCGAGUGGUUCAUUAGUUGCUGAUAUUGGAUGUGGAAAUGGAAAGUAUCUUGGCAUCAAUAACGAGUUAUAUAUGAUUGGCUGUGAUCAUAGCCAAAACCUUGUGGACAUCUGUAGAGAGAGGGAAUAUCAGGCCUUUGUCUGUGAUGCUUUGGCAGUACCAAUUCGCAGUGGAUCUUGUGACGCUUGCAUUUCCAUUGCUGUUAUUCACCAUUUUGCUACAGCAGAGCGUAGAGUGGCAGCUCUCCAAGAACUUGUUCGACUCCUAAGACCUGGUGGGAAGGCACUCAUCUAUGUUUGGGCUAUGGAGCAAGAAUAUAAUAAGAAGAAGUCCAAGUAUCUUAGAGAAAACAGAACUAGCCAAGGCAUGAAAGAGGAAAUCAGCAAUGAUACAUCAGUGCAAGAGUUGCUUGUGAAGCAGUUGCCUAAUGUAGGCAAUCAAGACUCAGCACAUUCUGUCUCCUCCAUAAAUGACUUUCAAGAUGGGGGAUGUAAUUCAAAGAAUGUUGCUAAUUCCAAGUUGCCUAUUCAUACUAACAGGACUUCUUUUCAUUCUCAAGACUUACUGGUUCCCUGGCACUUUAAGGGAAAUCCGGGUAAGGACAAGCGUGUUGAGCCGUUUGGUCCAUUAGGAUCCCGUGAUCCAGGUCCUGUGUUUCAUCGUUAUUACCAUGUGUUUUGUGAGGGAGAAUUGGAAGCUGCCUGCCGGACUUUGAGUAAUAUCAGCAUACUGCAAAGUUACUAUGAUCAGGGGAACUGGUGUGUAAUUCUUCAAAAGGUCUGAUUAUGAACAUAUUAUAUAUAGGGAAGAAGUGCUCAACGUGUUUUUUAAAAAAUGAGAUUAAAUUACCUAUAUUUUUUAAUUAAAGAGAAAAUGUGUGGAAAAGUAUCAAAGGAGAGUGCCUGGGAGAAAUUUGAAAGUAGAGACUAGUUAGAAUAUAUUCAGUCUACUACUAUUGCUGACAUCACUUAAUCCAUGAUGGAGGAACAGGGAUGGUUUUAAAAGUAAUUGAAGUAGUUCAUGAAAUAUUUGGGAUCUUGGGGUAAGAGUACAGCAUUUUGAAGGUAAACUUUUGUUAUAAAGUGUUGCUAAAUGAACUAAAUUAUAUAGAAUCUUAACGAAGUAAUCACAUAACUUUUUAUCAAUAAUAAAAUAUUCCUGUUCAGUGGAAAA